UACGAUGAGGCGGUGGUAAUCAGUUUUAAAAUGAAUAAUGCCUUAUCAGAAGCAUGCACUAUUUGCAGUUAUAAAUUCAAUUUAAGUAACUUGAAACAGGAAAGUAGGCGCAAUAUUUUGAAGACUCACGACCAGGUGGAUAUUCUGCAUGAAAUUGCUCUGAUAUUUAACACUGAUAGAGAAUCGCUUUUGAGUGCACUUCAGGUACAGUUGCCAGAGUUGGGCAGGUCGGACUGUCAAUCUUUGGACCUUUUUCUUUUUAUUUGUAAAAGGUGUUACGCUCUACUUAAGCAGCAUGUGACUGCAAGGAACAAAGCCACUGAUACAUUAAAUUGCCUUAGGACUCGGGGAGUAGGCGGUUUAUUUGACAAUCAUUAUUAUGACGAACGAAGAGAGAAUAAGGCCAUCCAGUUGUCACCAUCAAGAGGAAAAAAAAGAGGCAGAAAUGUCUUGACACCUGUGAAGACGGGCUUCACACCUACUCCCAAGAGAGGAGUCUCUCGUCACCAUGAAGACACUGGGAGAUUCCGCCAUCGAAAGGGGUUAUUCACCAAUCUAAAGAUCGAGACCCCCAGGAAAACAUCGCCUGCUGACAACUCCACCAGUUCGGUUACAGUGCGGAUUGGUUACAAAAGCAGAAGUCGUAGUUCAUUCCUGUCUGGGACCGUGUGUAAAGUUGUCCGGGCCUUGGUGAUGAGACAAUUCAAGACUGCAGUCAAUCACCUGCUGACUAUUCCAACUGCCCUGAACUGUGUCAAAAAGUCAUUUUCUGACAUUGUUGAAGGCGAGAGCAAAGUUUUGUGUAGUCCUGGUUCCGCAAAUCUUUUGAGGUACAGAGAUGCCACAUCACUGUCAGGAUUUGACUGGGACAUUUCUCACAACCAUUUGAAAGAGAUAGCCCCAAACACCAUGGACAUCAUUGGAACCAUCUGCGGCAAGAAAUUGGUAACGCCAAGGAUUGUGUCGGCCAUGGCUGUUCUACUGUUCACAAGGAACCGCAGCAUGUGUACUGUCCAGAGCAUCAACAGCCUCUUUCUAUUCAACAGAGAUGUCAGAAGCACGGUCUACAGAUCGUUCAACCGAGCCGGCUGGUGUUUGUCACAUAAUGCUACAUUGGACAGAGUGGAUGGAGUAGGCGUGAACUUUGACAAGCCUGUCAGAGAAGGGGCAGCACUCACAGCUGGACAGGCCGACUACCAACAACCAUCUGAUCAAGACGCCUUCUCACCGAUCUCCGACCAUGGUUACGCCAGUGUACCUAUGUCGCCAGUGAAGUCUGCUGUACCAGAGAUCACAGAUCUAUCAUGCUAUGAUACCCUGUCUGAACAUCAUUAUGCUACAUUGCGGACGUCGACACCAAUCCAUCGUGGCUGUUCUCAGCGAUUGGAGACUUGUGAAAUGGAUGGUUUCUACCCACUGGAUUUGCAGGCAGAGAAUCACUCAGUACAUGUAGAUGUGUUUCCAUCUGUAACAGUUAUGGAGCUCACAGAUUCAGAAAUUGGAGCAUAUAUCGAGAUCGAGACAGAGGUAGAACACAGCACAGCGAGGUGACACACUCGACUCUGACUGACUACAGAGCCAAAAGGAAAGUAUGUGGCUCUGUCCUCGAUGUACACUAGAACGAAAAAAAGAUGUGAUCUUUUCCAUUUGCUGCACGUCCUACGUCCCUUCUUGCUGUUCUCAACCCUGUUCUUGGAGAGAACAUUUUUUCAGCACAUUGAACACAGCUUUGCAUAAACUAACUGACUCGCCACGUGUUUGUGAAUGUGUGAGUGUCUGCUUAAAUGUAAAUGUAUUGGCACUUUCAUGCUUCAUUUGCCAUCAUCCAGUAGUCAGUUCAUGAUCAGUAUGCUUUCUUACAUUCCAAAGAAAUCCUUGCACCUGUAGCUAUUUAUUUGAAAUGUGUUAAUUUCAACAUUCAAGUUACUAGGUCUAUAUCCUCGAAGGGGUGAUUACUCCCAGUUUCAUUGCACACUGUGCUUGUAUUAUGUCCACAGUUUCCUGGGUUCUUUGGCUAAUUUAGAACAGCAAUGCAAAUAUUCUCUGUAAGUAUUUUGUAAAAUUGAAAUGAUCUACUUAUGAUAUUAAGGCUAUUAUUAUAUGUUCCAUUUAUAGUGUAUUAAUAAAAGGUAUUUAUUUAAAAAAAACGCUAUGAACAAGACUGCUAAAACUACGUACGUCAUGUAAUAGAAUUGUGUCAUUCCAUAGUGUGUACAAUCAUAGUUUCCCUAACCAUUUUUUGUAUGCUGCCAAUUAUGUAAAAAGUGCUGUGUUAUAAUGAGCCAUGUGAAACAUUUCAAUUCAUUUUGUUCAAUUACAAUAUGAUGACAUUUUGGCAUAGAAAUAAAAUCUGUAAUUUUAAAUUUCUAUUAAA
Priapulus caudatus is the source of this 2374-nucleotide messenger RNA. RefSeq lists its product as uncharacterized. The transcript is spliced from 4 exons. The coding region runs from base 31 to 1551 and encodes 506 amino acids. The record is from RefSeq and is a predicted model, not a curated record. NCBI's taxonomy places the organism in Eukaryota, Metazoa, Priapulida, Priapulimorpha, Priapulimorphida, Priapulidae.